ACGCGUCAUGCCAAACAUCGGUUGUGCCGUACUUGUUCACGAGUUGAGUGUGGACAGAAAAAAUAACAACGGACAAGAUGAGGCCCAUACAGGACGGAGUGGGUGCUAAGGCCACUGUACCCUGAUUUUCCAGGCUGAGCCGUGAUUGGUAAUGGACCAGGAGGGGGAGAGGAAGCGAAUUAACUCCAAAAAGCCAGACAGGGGCAGGGCACUCCCUAGAAGGCAGCAAGUGAAUGGGGAGCAGGACAAGAAAGGAGAGCCGGUGAAGGAAGUGGCCCUAUGCCCCUUUACUAGCGAGGAGCCCAAGAGGCAGGCUCAGGGCAAGGUAGAGCAAGUCCCCUUGAGGUUGAUGGGUCAGGGAGGGCGGAAAAGCAGAGUGAGAGGAAAGGGAGGCAGGUCAAGGAUAAGGGAAAGAAGGGUAAGGGUACUGGGGGAAGCAAAAUGAAAAGGGACAGGGAAGGUAGUGAAAGUCAGAAGCAACUGGACGGUGAGAGAGAGGUGAGUCAGGGGAUUAGUGAUGGGGAGAAAAAAAACAAACAAGCAAUCAAGGGAUGGCAUUGAAAGAGGGAGAGGCAGGAAAUAAGAAGGGAAAUUAUUUUGAUCCUUUGGAAUACCUUGUCUUGGACAGACCUCAGAGCUGUUCUCAUAAGGAAAACAUGCAGGACAUCCAAACUGAACUCUGUAUUUCUAAACUUUCACUUGGUGAAGCUGUAGUUAGCCCGCUAGGAGAGAGAGACUCUGGUAUGGGUUUGACAGUGAAGGAGCCCUUAGCAGUGAGUACAGGUAAGGAAGAGGGUGUCUGCCCUGGGACAGGGCUGGAAGAAGGACAAGAUGAAGGGGGGAAGAGUAACAUACACACAAAGCCUUCCCAAGGUACUCCAGAUUGUUCCAGCACAGAAGGGACAGGUUUGCAGACUGAGGAGACUUGGUUUGUUGAGAAGAUACUGAAUGGAGACUCGGGAACUUUGGAACAAAGUUCACAUUCUAUCAGUACAGCAUUGAGGGAGGAGCCCAGUGACCAGGAGUCAGACAGCUGGGACACACUAUUUAACGAUGAGGGAGAUUGCCUGGACCCCCAUCUACUAGAGGAGUCUUUCUUUCAGAUAUCACAAAAUCAGGGGAAGGUAAAGAAAUCCGUCCAGGAGCCCCGAUUUGAUUAUUACAACUGGGAAGUUGAAUCUGAGGUGGAGCUCAGAGAGGAUGAGUUGUCCCACAUUGUUGAGAUCUACGAGUUUCCUUCAGAGUUCAAAACUGAGGAUCUGCUCCGUUCUUUCAACAGCUUCCAGCAAAAGGGUUUUGAUAUUCAAUGGGUGGAUGACACUCACGCACUGGGACUCUUUUCUAGCCCCAUAGCCGCACGAGACGCCCUGAGAACAAAACACCCGAUGCUGAAGGUCCGCCCGCUGUCACAGGCGUCUGCUGUGACCAAAGCUAAGGCCAGGGGAUGUUCAGAUUACCUCCUGCCUGCAAAGGAGCGCCCCAAGACAAGUGCGGCUCUGGCCAGAAGGUUGGUUAUUGGGGCGCUGGGCAUCCGGAGCCCCCAGAGCCGAGAGCAUAAGGAUGCAGAGAAGAAGAAACUGCAGGAGGCCCAUGAACAAAAGCGAUUGGCGGCCAAACAGCGUGAGGAUGCUUGGGAGGGAAAAUGACCAGUUUUUUUGUACAUGGCUGAUUGUUGGGAAAGGAUUUCCAGAUACACGUUGGUUUGCUGGAACUCAGAUGACUCCUUUUUCUUUUCAUGGGGGGAGGUUGGUUAGUUGUGGGUUGCAUGUAUCCAAUAUUAAGUUAGGUGGGAUUUGCACAUGUUUUAUCCUGAAGCACAGUCCAGUUUUACCCACUUCCCAACCAAUCACUUUGCUCUAGACUCUGGUCCAAGUUGCUUCUGUCUUUCAGCUCCCUUUAAGGUCAUACUGCAUCUUACAUUUCCUCAAAGACUUCUCUCCAGUCACCAGGCCAUACCGAAUAAAAACUAAGCCACACUGACUCCUACUUGAUCACCAUAUCAAUCCAUAUAGCUGGCUGAUUAUACACAGUCUACACUACAGUAUACACAUAACGUUCAUUGAGUGGCUGGGUACACAUAUCAGUUUGUGAAAAAAGGGGGAUUGUUAGUUUGAAGAUGGUUCUAUGCAUUUCACACAUCACGCUAACCAGGACACUUUGAAUGAUUAAACAAAAGUACACAGACUUUCCAAGUGCUUCAGAUUAUUUUAUUGAUUACAAGUCAUUGUUAAAGUAGGUUUUUGUAGGGACAUCAUUACUGGAAGAUUAUUCUACAACAGGUAAGAAUCUGAAGCUGCGUUUCCACUGUCCAGACUUAGUUCUGGUAGUUGUUUUUGGUAUUUUUAACACAAAUUAAAUAUUCCUAAUAGCGUAAAUUCUUACCUUUUAAUUGUGGGUUCUACAUGAAUGCACCUGUACAGGGCAACACUGGGCAGUGGAAAUGGAGUUUAGGAGAUUAUUGUACUGUAGAGUUAGUGCUUAGCAUUUUCCCCAAGUGUUGUUGAACACAGUCUAAAAUAUACUAAAGAGCAAACACUGAGCUUUUUUUAAAAAAUAAAAACACUUAUUUAUUUGCAUUAAGUAGCACUUUAGAAAGUAUUUAGUUGAAGUCAUAUUUAAAAAAAAAAAGUCCUUAAUACAGUACAAAAACAAUCACAUUGAUUUAGUACCAAACUUUAUAUAAUAAUAAUAAUAAUAAUAAUAAUAAAAUUUUAAGCAUUAAGCAAGCUUUGUGUAAAGGAAAAACAAAAAAAUUUGGCAUUCAUGUCAAGCAAGCUAUUUUAUUGCACGAGUACCAGUGUAAUCUGUUCUAGAAAGGAUUGCAUCACUUCUUGUGGAUAAGUCAUCACUGACCUGGAGGUGUUGUGGUUCAUCCACGGACCUGCAUAAAGUACUGGACAUCUCUGUCUAAUCUACAGCGCAGAAGUGAUUUUUAAGUGCGGAACUGUGGUGCUUAACAUAAACAUUACUGCUUUUCAGAAACAUCAGGGAAGGACAAAUCAAGAGUUUACUUUUUUGUUUUGUUUUACGCUGCAAUAUGUACUUCUGAAAAUAACUUUCAACGGCGAGGUCGAGUCGUUUAAAAAAAAAUACACUAUAUAGGUUUUCUGUAAGGUAAUAGCCAAUGAAAAAAAAAAAAAAAAAGGAUUUGCCUAAACUUAAAUCUGUAGACGCUAUUUGCCAUAAAUGGACCAACAUAUUGCCAGAAUGUAUUUUGAUUAAAAUCAAUAAAAUAUGAUGUCUUAA
Polyodon spathula (Mississippi paddlefish) is the source of this 3246-nucleotide messenger RNA. RefSeq names its product coiled-coil domain-containing protein R3HCC1L-like. The record is from RefSeq and is a predicted model, not a curated record. The transcript is spliced from 9 exons. Bases 552 to 1646 code for a protein of 364 amino acids. Lineage: Eukaryota; Metazoa; Chordata; Actinopteri; Acipenseriformes; Polyodontidae.